Molecule: messenger RNA, 1733 nt
Organism: Styela clava
Lineage: Eukaryota; Metazoa; Chordata; Ascidiacea; Stolidobranchia; Styelidae
Source: RefSeq, a predicted model, not a curated record
UUAAACAUUUGAACAAUGAAUACACCAAUACCACCACCGAGAGAAAAAACCCCACGCAAAGCAAAAAAAUCAUCUACAAAAUCACCAAAAGAAAUAAGACAACAGGAUGAGGCUCAAUCUGAAGAAUAUAUAUCCAAGACCGAUUCGCCACAAUACAAUGAAAUUGUGAGUGGAAUAUUGCCUGUUAUAUCAAGGAACAUCAUAAAUGCAAUAACUUUACAACUGCCAGCAAUGAUAGGUCAAUGUCUGGAGGAAAACCUGGAACACUCAGGCAACUCCGACAUCCUCACCCCCAUAACACCUAACAUUCAGGAUAUUCUUAAUGAUCUGGGCCAAUCCAUGAGGGAAAUUAGAACCGAACUAUCAGAAAUUAAAGAAAGUCAGACAUUCCACACCAAAAUGUAUGAUGAUCUGGCAGAAAGAAAUAAAACUUUAGAAAAACAAACAAUUGAAAACAAAAAAACAAUUGAAAAUCUCUUGGAAAGAAUAUAUGAUCUUGAAGACGAUUUGUUCUAUGUCUCAGAAAAAGUAGAAGAUCAGGAGAGAAGGGGACGUCUGGAGAAUCUUGAGUUUCAUGGGAUUCCUGUAAAACAAAAUGAGGACACAGAUGAAAUUGUUUGUAACAUUGCGAAGAUGAUAGGUGUCGACAUCAAAGCCACUGAUAUUUCUGUGUCUCAUAGGAUGCCAACAACGGGGGAAGAAACAAGAUCUCCAGCUAUAAUCGCCAAAUUUGUACACCGGAAAAACAAAAUCAAAAUCUUUGAAAAACGAAAAUUUCUACGCUCAAUGACACCGAAUACCAUUUUCAGUAAUCCAUCAAAGAUUUUCAUUGCUGAAAAUCUGACAGCCCUCAAUAAGGACUUGUAUUUUAGAGCACGAGCUGCAAAAAACAACUGCGGCUAUAAGUUUAUUUGGACAUCAAAUGGGAGAGUAUUUGUGAAGAAAAAUGCUGAGAUCAAAAACUCUUUGAACAUUCGUCACGAAGAUGACCUUUCUAAAAUUCAAUAACUUAUAUAACUACGAGUUUGUUCAUAAGCCCUCCAAAACAAGUGCUGGUGGAGUAGGACUGUAUGUGAAGCAAGGCUUAGUCAUCACUGAAACUCAGGAUUAUGAUUUGAAUCACCCAGACUGUGAGGAUUUGUGGAUAAACCUUAAACUGAGUCCAACUGUUACAUUCAUAAUUGGAAUAAUUUACAAACAUCCCCGAAAAGACAUUCCCAAAUUUACAGAAAAAUUAUCCAACAGUUUAGAAAAUUUAAAUAAAGAAAAGAAAUUGUUUAUCUUACUAGGAGAUUUCAACAUAAAUUUACUAAGUCCAACAACAGAUCUGGCAACCAUGAAAUACAUUGAUAUGCUCCUAGCAAAUUUGUCACUGCCCUUAAUUACCUCGCCAACAAGGGUAACUCGUUCAUCCAGUACACUAAUUGACAAUAUUUUUACAAAUGCGAUAAAAUUUGACCUAAUGAGCUUCAUUAUUCUUAGUGACAUCAGUGAUCACUAUCCACAAUUCUGCACAGUCUAUGAUUCAAAAUUUAAAGGGGGUCAAGAUCAAGAUAAAAUAUUGAAACGAGAUAUGAAAAACUUUUCUAUUGAUGCCUAUAGAACCAAUUUAGAAUCUUCUCUUAGCCCAAUCUCAAAUUGCCAAAUCACUAGUGAUAACUUGAAUACUCUAUUUGAAACAUUUAUAGAAAUAAUUCGGACAACUAUUGAUGCUCAUGCGCCUUUGAAAGCAG